AUGUCCGGUACUCACUACAUCGACGCCGAUACCCGCAUCACCCUCAUCGGUGCCGGCACUAUUGGUCUCUCCUUCGCCGCGCUGCACCUGCACUUCCUCAAGUCCCCCUCGCAGCUCACCAUCCUCGACACGCGUCCCGACCUGGCCGAAUAUGUUGCUUCCACGCUCCCCAAGUACCUGCCCGAAGGACAGUACGACCUCUCGUCGAUCCGCCUGACGGAUUCGCUCCCGGACGCCGUGCGCGACGCCGACAUCGUGCAAGAGCAAGGCCCAGAAAACCUGCCCUUCAAGGCCGCCAUCUGGGCCCAAGUGGCCGAGCACGUGGAGAAGCCCGGCGCUCUCUUCUGGAGCAGCACGUCCGGCAUCACUGCGACCGCCCAGGCCGAGGCCGCCGGUCUCGUCGACGCUGCUGCGCGGCUAGUCGUUGUCCAUCCGUACAACCCACCCCAUAUCAUGCCCCUGCUCGAAGUCGUCCCCGGCGCCCGAACGAGCGAAGAGACGGUGCGUAGGACCGUCACAUUCUGGCAGGCGCGGGGCCGCGAGCCCGUGGUCCUGCACAAGGAAGUCUCCGGCUUCGUUGCCAACCGGCUGGCCUUUGCGCUACUGCGCGAGGCGGUCCACCUCGUUCGGGACGGCGUUGUUGGCGUCGAGGAGCUGGACCGCGUGGUGCAGGCCAGCAUGGGUCCGCGAUGGGCUGUCGCCGGCCCGUUCAAGAGCUAUCAUGCCGGCGGCGGUCCAGGAGGCUUGGAGGCCUUUUUCAAGAACAUAGGGGGCACGGUCCAGCGGUGCUGGGAUGAUUCUGGGAGGGAGAAUGUGGGCGACGGCUGGGAGGACGAUAUAUUUAAGCAAGCAGAGGAUGCUUACGGGGUCGUGGAUACAUCACGCAGAGACCGGGUAACUAGAGAAGUCCUUGAAGCCGCUAGAAAAAAGUAG
This is a messenger RNA of Lasiodiplodia theobromae, 933 nucleotides long. Its product is annotated as 3-hydroxyacyl- dehydrogenase. Lineage: Eukaryota; Fungi; Ascomycota; Dothideomycetes; Botryosphaeriales; Botryosphaeriaceae. The record is from RefSeq and is a predicted model, not a curated record. The coding region runs from base 1 to 933 and encodes 310 amino acids. The transcript has a single exon. Gene Ontology annotation, molecular function: oxidoreductase activity, acting on the CH-OH group of donors, NAD or NADP as acceptor; NAD+ binding. Gene Ontology annotation, biological process: fatty acid metabolic process.